AGCAGGUCGGUUUCAAGCAGUAGAAAGAAUAUUUGGUGAGACUUUUUGUUUGUGACGUGCAGGGAAGUAACAAAUAAUAUAAUUUGGUUUUCUUUAUGUGUUUUGGGGCUCCAAAGCCAAUACAGUUCACUGACCAGAAGAAAGAAUUCAACAAGCGUACCUCCAACACUGGUCAUCGCUCCUUGUCUCCUUCCAUCUCACAGUCGUCUACAGAUAGCUACGCUUCAGUGUGCAGUGAGAGCUCAGAGGAUGAGUCCUCGCCCAGAGAAAAGCCUCGGAGGACCUCCAAGGGCCUCGCUGACUUCUGCAUCAAAAACAUCAAACAGGCGGAAUUUGGACGCAGAGAAAUAAUAUUCGCACAGCAAGAAAUGCCAGCACUAAUGAUCCUGAGGAAAGGAGCCGGUGGGGAGAAACCUCUGGCUGGAGCCAAAGUGGUGGGCUGCACACACAUCACUGCACAGACCGCGGUGUUGAUUGAGACUCUGUCUGCGUUGGGAGCUCAGUGUCGAUGGGCAUCCUGUAACAUCUUCUCCACUCAGAACGCUGUGGCUGCAGCUCUGGCUGAAGGAGGGACCCCCGUGUUUGCAUGGAAAGGAGAAUCAGAGGACGACUUCUGGUGGUGUAUUGACCGAUGUGUCGGUGCUGAGGCCUGGCAGCCCAACAUGAUUCUGGAUGAUGGAGGCGACCUGACGCACUGGAUCCACAAGAAGCACCCGAGCCUGUUCAAGAACAUCAAAGGCAUCGUGGAGGAAAGUGUGACAGGAAUCUACCGGUUGUACCAGAUGUCGAAGGCCGGCCGGCUGUGUGUCCCGGCUAUUAACGUUAACGACUCGGUGACAAAACAGAAAUUCGACAACCUUUACUGCUGCAAGGAGUCCAUACUGGAUGGGUUGAAGAGAACCACUGGCGUCAUGUUUGGAGGAAAACAGGUGGUGGUGUGUGGAUAUGGGGAGGUUGGCAAAGGCUGCUGUGCUGCCCUGAAAGCGUUGGGCGCCGUGGUGUACGUCACGGAAGUGGAUCCUAUUUGUGCCCUCCAGGCCUGCAUGGAUGGCUUCAAAGUGAAUAAACUCAGUGAAGUGGCCGGACAGGUCGACAUUGUCGUCACCUGCACAGGCAAUAAAAGCGUGGUGGGAAGGGAACAUCUGGACAGACUGAAGGACGGCUGCAUACUCUGCAACAUGGGACACUCGUGCACCGAGAUAGAUUUGGUGAGUCUGCGGACUGCAGAGCUGAGGUGGGAGCGUGUGAGGCCGCAGGUGGACCAUGUUAUCUGGCCUGAUGGCAAGAGAAUCGUGCUGCUGGCUGAGGGCCGCUUACUGAAUCUGUGCUGCUCCACAGUGCCCUCAUUUGUCCUCUCCAUCACCGCCACAACUCAGAUUCUGGCUCUCAUAGAGCUGUACAGCGCUCCAGAAGGACGAUACAAGCAGGACGUCUACCUGCUGCCAAAGAAGAUGGAUGAAUAUGUGGCCAGUCUUCACCUGCCGACGUUUGAUGCUCACCUCUCGGAGGUGACUGAUGAACAGGCCAAGUACCUGGGCAUCAGCAAACAUGGACCCUUCAAACCCAACGACUACAGGUAUUAACCUUCUGGUGGAAACCUCUCCAUCCUGCAGACAAAGCACUGACCCCCUCUACAGGCUGAGUCCUGCCCAGACUCAUGAUUGUGGAGAGACUUCAAACUUUUGUUCACGUUUCUUUCUGUGUCUCUCUGUGCGGUUGUUUUUGUCGUCGUGUGUUGCACUGGUCCUGGUUUUAAAUGGUCACAAUGUAAUCAGUGAAUUCUGAAUUGAAACUAAAAGAGUUAAAGUUGAGAUCAACACACAAAGCUGAAUGGCUUUGUCUAUUCUUCUGCAUCAAAUAAUAACAACACCGUUAGUUAUUGUAGCAGUAACAUAUAUUUAAACUAACAAAAUGGAGAGUGAAGUUGAGAUCUCAAGAAAUAAUCAUCAGUGUUUCUUAUCUGAAUAUAUUCUGAUUGGAGGGUAAAACACAUUUUAAAUAGGCUCUUGCUCUAAAAUCCAGAUUUAUAUUCAAUAUUAUCACGUUUACCUGAACCUCAUAUUAAUCUUAAAUGAAGCCUGGGACUUUCUACCAGUCAAUUAAAAUGUUGAACAACUUUACUUGACAAUCAACUUAUUGCUAGUUGACAUAAACUCAGAUAGUUAGCGGAUUCCUGUUGUUUAAAAACGGAUGCAUUGUUGAGUGGACCAUUAACACAAAGAAAUGCCCAAAGUUAACAUAUUUCCAUUGAUUUCUAAAAGAUGGUUGUCGUGAAGCAUGCAUAAUAUGGUAUAAUAAAAAUAACAUAUUUUCUCUUU
Pseudoliparis swirei is the source of this 2318-nucleotide messenger RNA. Its product is annotated as putative adenosylhomocysteinase 3. NCBI's taxonomy places the organism in Eukaryota, Metazoa, Chordata, Actinopteri, Perciformes, Liparidae. Gene Ontology annotation, cellular component: cytosol. Gene Ontology annotation, biological process: L-methionine cycle. The record is from RefSeq and is a predicted model, not a curated record. The coding region runs from base 96 to 1583 and encodes 495 amino acids. The transcript has 16 exons.